CCUAUUUCCAGGCAUUUCGCAUUCACCAUUUCAUCCGCACAUCACUUCCCACCCCUCGUGCGCUCUGCGCCCCGAAAGCUGAUAAAGCCCAACGAGAGACUUUGGGAGAGGGAAACUGCCACGGUGAAAUGAGCUUCAAAUGGAGUAUCAGUGUCAGUCACAAUCUCUAUGCUUAGUGAAGAGCUCUUAUUGCAUUUGUGGCGUCUUCAUCACAUAUACUUAAGGCUGUUGGCAAACAAGACUGACUGGAUUUUCGUCAAAGCGGCAGUUUUAGUUUCAAGGCAUUCGUCGUAUAUUGGAAGGGUGAUUCGUGAGCUUUCUUCUGUGUCUGGCUGGAGAGAUAAUGGGACUGCUAUCAAUGAUUUACGCGGACAUUGAGCGCAGCACAAAAGUGCCCCCUUUCUGCAGCUGUUUCCUGCGACAGGAGCGCGAGGAUCCCACCAAGAGGCACCUGAUCGACCAGUGUCGGUGCGGCGAGGAGCACUGUGAUGUCUACGAGUGGACCUGGGACGCGAAGAUCCCGCAUCCGGACUCCUACAUCAGCGAUGCACACGUUGUCUUCCACCCGGUCUACAGCCAGGGUACGGCAAUGGUGCGUGGCAACCGCGCCCUGGCCAUGGGCAUGUGUCACUACUGGGAGAUCAAGAUGAUGUCGCCGGUCUCGGGCACGGACAUGCAGGUGGGCGUAGGCACGGACCAGGUGAACCUCUACUCCCACCAGUAUUCCUUUGGCAGCACCAUCGGCCUGGACGAGCACUCCUGGGGCUACUCCUAUCGCGGCGUGGUGCUGCAUCGCGGGCGCAGCUUCUUCUUCGGCAAGAAGUACACGCAGGGCUCUAUUGUGGGCGUGCUGCUGAAUCUGCGGCGCGGCACGAUGGAUCUGUACAUAAACCGCGUGCCGCAGGGCCAGGCCUUUCACGACCUGCCGACAGAUGGCAGCGUGAAAUUGUACCCCAUGAUCUGCAGCACGGCGGCGAAGUCGCAGAUGAAGCUGCUGAACGCCGUGUCGUUCCGUGAGAAUUUGCAGUAUCACGCCAUGAAGGUGAUCUACAGACAGCCGCAAUUGCUGGCGGAGCUGCAGACCUAUCCCUCGUUCCAGGCCAUCGUGAAGCGCUUUUGGUUCCUCAGGCAGGACGACCGGAAGUACAACACCGACCGUGAGGAUCGCAUCUCCAAGCGACAACAGCAGCCGGAGAUUCUCGAGAACGCCGUCCUGCUGAAGAAUCUCGGCGAGGGGAGCUCCAAGGCUGCCACAGGUGAGCCCCUGCAGUCCCACUAGGGAACAGCCCUGGGCGUAGUCGCCAAAUCUCACCUUCUCUUCCCUAUUCGCAAGCAUUUAACGCAAAAGUCUGCUCUGAAAUAUACAAUUUUGUUUAGCAUUGCAUUUGCACAGUGUGUUUAUUGAGUGCGCAAAGGGUUAAUGGAAUUCUUUUUCUUUCUGUGGUCAAUUUCACUAGUUAGAAGCCUCUCUUAAUUCCACUCUGUGCUGGAUAUUUUCCUGCCUUAUCUCGCUCGUGAUGAAGCCCCACAAUCGCCACUCACGCUGUCUUUUCUCACA
Molecule: messenger RNA, 1558 nt
Organism: Phlebotomus argentipes
Lineage: Eukaryota; Metazoa; Arthropoda; Insecta; Diptera; Psychodidae
Product: SPRY domain-containing SOCS box protein 3
Exons: 3
Coding region: 344-1279 (311 amino acids)
Biological process (GO): proteasome-mediated ubiquitin-dependent protein catabolic process
Cellular component (GO): SCF ubiquitin ligase complex
Molecular function (GO): protein binding
Source: RefSeq, a predicted model, not a curated record